AUGGACUGGCAUGUCUUCAGAACAGCUGCUGGGCUGUUCAUCUUGCUGGUGGUGCUGGAAGUUAACAGUGAAUUUCGAAUCCAGGUAAGAGAUUACAAUGCUAAAAAUGGCACCAUCAAGUGGCAUUCAAUCAGAAGGCAAAAACGUGAAUGGAUCAAGUUCGCAGCAGCCUGUCGUGAAGGAGAAGACAACUCGAAAAGAAAUCCAAUUGCCAAAAUUCACUCCGAUUGUGCUGCAAAUCAGAUAGUUACCUACCAAAUUUCUGGAGUAGGAAUUGACCAACCACCUUAUGGAGUCUUUAUUGUUAAUCCAAAAACUGGUGAAAUUAAUAUAACAUCCAUCGUUGACCGAGAAGUCACUCCUUACUUUAUUAUCUAUUGUCGAGCUCUGAAUGCGAUGGGGAAGGAUUUAGAGAGACCACUUGAGCUCAGGGUCAGGGUUUUGGACAUAAAUGACAAUCCUCCAGUAUUUUCUAUGUCUACCUUUGUGGGACAAAUAGAAGAAAAUUCAAAUGCAAAUACGCUGGUCAUGGUACUCAAUGCUACUGAUGCAGAUGAACCAAAUAAUUUGAACUCGAAAAUAGCCUUCAAGAUCAUAAGACAGGAACCUUCAGAUGCACCAAUGUUUAUCAUCAAUCGAUACACUGGAGAAAUUCGAACAAUGAAUAAUUUUCUAGACAGAGAGGAAUAUUCCCAGUAUACUCUCGUUGUAAGGGGCUCGGAUCGAGACGGCGGGGUGGAUGGUAUGUCAGCAGAGUGUGAAAGUUCCAUUAAAAUUCUCGAUGUCAAUGAUAACUUCCCGUACAUGGAACAGUCUUCAUAUUCCAUAAGUAUUGAAGAAAACUCUCUGAAUUCAAACUUACUCCAGAUAAGAGUAAUAGAUUUGGAUGAGGAGUUCACAGCUAACUGGAUAGGGGUCAUCUUCUUUGUCUCUGGAAAUGAGGGAGGCUGGUUUGACAUAGAAAUGAAUGAAAGAACAAAUGUGGGAACUUUAAAAGUUGUUAAGGCCCUGGACUAUGAAGCAAUGCAAAACAUGCAGCUCAGUAUUGCUGUUAGAAACAAAGCUGAAUUCCAUCAGUCAGUUAUAUCUCAGUAUAAAAUCACAGCAACUGCCAUCUCAGUGGCCGUGGUAAACGUCAUUGAAGGGUCAGUGUUUCGUCCAGGCACAAAAACAUACGUUGUGACCAGUAGCAUGGGACAAAAUUAUCGACUGGGAGAGUUUGUAGCUACAGACCUGGACACAGGUGGACCUUCAACAACUGUCAGAUACGUAAUGGGAAGUAAUCCAGGCAACCUGAUAGCUGUUGAUUCAAGAACAGGCAUGAUUACUUUGGUAGAUAAAAUAACCAGACAACAAUAUGAAAUGCUUGGGGGGAAAUAUCAAGGAACAAUUCUAUCUAUAGAUGAUGCUGCUCAGAGAACUUGCACUGGUACAAUCGUUAUUGAAUUUGAUGGUUCUGGUGGCUGGAGAGAGGGAGGUGGCACAAGUACCAGUACCGAUCCCAGCGAUCCUAAUACUGGAGGUGGUGGCGGAGGUGGAGGUGGAGGUGGAGGCGGAAGCGGAACUGAAGGUGGAGGUGGAGGUGGAGGUGAUACCAGUACUUCCUCCAAUGGGGAUUAUACUUCAACGGACUAUUCCAACAACGAUGGGUCCAAUUCAGGGUAUGAUAACAAUGAAAAUGCCGGUGGAGCUGACAGACAAAAUCCUGAAGAUAACGUGCAUUUUGGCGGUGCUGGCAUUGGACUACUCAUCAUGGGAUUCUUGGUCUUAGGAUUGGUUCCAUUUUUGCUGCUCUGUUGUGACUGUGGAGGGGCUCCAGGUGUUGGAGCUGGUUUCGAGCCUGUUCCCGAAUGUUCUGAUGGAGCGAUUCAUUCCUGGGCAGUGGAAGGACCACAGCCUGAACUCAGAGAUUUGACCACCAUCUGUGUGCCACAAAUAUUACCUGAGAAUGGAAAUAUGAUUGAAUGCCUUGACAACACAGGAGUUUAUACAAAUGAGUAUUGUGGAAGAGAAAUGCAAGAUCUGGGAGGAGGAGAAAGAACGUCAGGAUUUGAAGUAACAAAUGGAGUUAAGACAUCUGCAAUGCCUGAGAUAUGCCAAGACUAUUCUGGAACAUUGAGAAGAAAUUCCAUGAGGGAAUGUAGAGAAGGAGGACUGAAUAUGAAUUUCAUGGAGAGUUACUUCUGUCAGAAAGCAUUUGCCUAUGCAGAUGAAGAUGAAGGUCGCCCAUCCAAUGACUGUUUGCUCAUCUAUGAUAUUGAAGGUGUAGGUUCCCCUGCUGGCUCUGUGGGUUGCUGUAGCUUCAUUGGUGAAGACUUGGAUGACAGCUUCCUGGAUACACUUGGGCCUAAAUUUAAGAAGCUGGCAGAUAUCAGUCUGGGAAAAGAAGUUGACACCUAUCCAGACUUUGAUACCUCGUGGCCACCUGAGAGUACUGAACCAGUUUGCCCUCCGCAGAGCACAGAACCCAUCAUAAGUGGACACCCCCCAAUCUCACCACACUUCGGCACCACCACAGUAAUUUCUGAGAGUACCUAUCCCUCAGGACCUGGGGUGCAGCACCCUGUGCCUAUCCCUGAUCCUCUAGGCUAUGGUAAUGUCACUGUGAAGGAGUCUUACACCACCACUGGCACUCUGAAGCCUUCUGUCCACAUCCAUGAUAAUCGACAUGCAUCGAAUGUGGUGGUGACAGAGAGAGUGGUUGGCCCAAUCUCUGGGGCUGAUUUUCAUGGAAUGUUAGAUAUGCCUGAUCUGAGAGAUGGGUCAAACGUUAUUGUGACAGAGAGGGUAAUAGCACCAAGUUCAAGUCUACCCACCUCUUUGACCAUCCCUGACCCUAGAGAGGCUUCAAAUGUGGUAGUGACCGAAAGAGUUAUCAGACCAACGUCUGGCAUGAUGGGCACACUGGGCAUGCACCCUGAGUUAUCCAAUGCCCAUAAUGUGAUUGUAACAGAGAGGGUUGUGUCUGGUUCUGCCCUAGCUGGAAUUAGUGGCACAGGUGGGAUAAGUGGAGGUGGUGGCAUGAGUAGUGGCGGUCUGGUCGGUACCAGCCUAGGUGCUGGAGGUGGGGGUCUGAGUAGCAUGGGAGGUACAGCCACCAUCGGCCACAUGAGGAGUUCCUCUGAUCAUCACUUUAACCAGACCCUCGGGUCCGCGUCCCCUAGCACAACUCGAAGUAGGAUCACAAAGUACAGCACAGUGCAAUACACCAAGUAG
Messenger RNA from Elephantulus edwardii (Cape elephant shrew), 3216 nucleotides. It is a transcript of the gene DSG1, whose product is annotated as desmoglein 1. Gene Ontology annotation, cellular component: plasma membrane; desmosome. The record is from RefSeq and is a predicted model, not a curated record. Gene Ontology annotation, biological process: homophilic cell-cell adhesion. Lineage: Eukaryota; Metazoa; Chordata; Mammalia; Macroscelidea; Macroscelididae. The coding region runs from base 1 to 3216 and encodes 1071 amino acids. Gene Ontology annotation, molecular function: calcium ion binding; gamma-catenin binding. The transcript is spliced from 15 exons.